Molecule: messenger RNA, 1481 nt
Organism: Camellia sinensis
Lineage: Eukaryota; Viridiplantae; Streptophyta; Magnoliopsida; Ericales; Theaceae
Source: RefSeq, a predicted model, not a curated record
AGAACCAUUCAGGCUGCAUUGGCCAAAAUCUGCAAUAAAGCUAAAAUAUAAGGCUCUUUUAUUAGGAAAACCAGUUGGCAAUCAUACAAGAAAUUGUAAAUUCUGAAAGAAGCCCACAUAAUCUGACUAGAGUUGGCCAACAUGAUAUGAUACUUCCCAGUGGGUUUGUUGAAACUUAUGAUUUGUGUCCGUAGGCUUAGGCUGCCUUGUUAAGAUUUGUAAAAGAGAUUCUAUAUUUGAAUUUUCAUGUUUGUUACAUGAUCUGGUAAUGAUCUAAAAAGCAAAUGGAUUCAGAUAAAUUGAGUAAAUAUAAGGAACAAAUUGACAGUAGACAAAAACGGUUCCAAUAAGACAUGAUUUAUUGAGUGAUUAUGCAAUCAGUCUCCUCAAUAAAGAGUAAACAAAUCUGUAAGAUGUUCAUUAAGUUUUCUAUUGUGUUGGAGCUCUUGCAAUAACCGGUUCUCUACAUCAUAUUGACAAGGACCUCCUUGGGUGGUGGUUAUGUGAGCGACAGGUUAAAUCUGGAGGUCUAAAUGGGCGUCCUGAGAAGCUUCCAAAUGUAUGCUAUUCAUGGUGGGUCCUUUACCUCUUGGAAUCAUUGGGGGAGCACUAGCUGGUCACAGAGUUGUAACUUUGGUAACUUGUAUACUAUGACAAACAAUGAUUCCGUUGAAUUUUUGAUUGCCAUGGACAUCUUCUGGAUCCUGAUUGUGGACUUUGUCUCCGAAGGGCGUUAUCUCUUCCUCAAUGCAAUCGCAAAUCAGAUACGCAACCCAAACAACCAUACACAUUUCUUCUCCUAUGUUCUUCUCUACUUGUUUGUGAAUGCUGACAAGGAAAUUAUACAGGAGCAAAUAACAAGAGUUUUGUUGGAAGGAGUGAUUGUGAAUAGACCACAUCUUUGGAGGCUUUUGAUCACCUUCAUUGAGCUCAUCGAGAAUCCAAAAUACAACUUCUUGUGUAGGUCUUUCACUAGGUGUGCACCGUAGAUUGAGAAACUUUUUGAAUUAGUUUCGAGAUCGUGUGGUGGGUCUAAAUCUGUAGAUGAAUCAAUGGUAUCUGGUGGAAUUCCUGAUAGUGUGCACUGAUUCUGGAAGAUUGGAUCUCUGUAUUUGAUGUCGGUGUAAUGUUUGUAACUGGGUGCUCCCGAGGCCCUUUGCUUGGAUUUAAAUACCUUGAGCCUUUGUCCUACAUACGGAGGUGAUGGUCCUUUUUUGAGUAUUCUCUUACGGCAGCUGGUAAUGCUUCUGAAGAGGCUCUUGAAGCUGCUAACAAUUUUUUAGUACAAAGAUAUGGAGGACACAAACCUGAGUGUUGAUGCAAUUAAAUCAGCCAAUGAUGGUGCACUCACAAGAAGAUAUUUGGCUAAAUUUUGUAUGGUUUAGAACUUAAUGAUAGUGUUUUUUGGAUAAUUUAGAACAUUUUGGAUUGUAUAGACAUUUGUUGAAUGUUCAUAAUUUAUGGAUAUAGUUUUUUUUUGA